Gigantopelta aegis is the source of this 1840-nucleotide messenger RNA. RefSeq lists its product as uncharacterized. The record is from RefSeq and is a predicted model, not a curated record. The transcript is spliced from 2 exons. Bases 293 to 691 code for a protein of 132 amino acids. NCBI's taxonomy places the organism in Eukaryota, Metazoa, Mollusca, Gastropoda, Neomphalida, Peltospiridae.
AGAGUUACAAGUGCAUGCAAACAAGAUCAAAUUAAAUAAGGUGUGAAAUAGUUAUUCUUUAAUUUGUUAAGCACAGUCAACCAAACGUUGCAUGAUUAUAUUAUGCAAUAAUCUUAUCUAAGAAGACGAUGACCCAAAUACAACACAAAUCCGCGACUUUUACGAUUGACUUUGCAGAAGGCGAUAAACCUCUUCGCAAACCCCCCAAACGCUUUACAGAAUACAAAACUAAAACAAAGGAACUGACGCUUGACAAAUUGGAAAAGAAGCAAUAAUCUUAUCUAAGAAGACGAUGACCCAAGUACAACACAAAUCCGCGACUUUUACGAUUGACUUUGCAGAAGGCGAUAAACCUCUUCGCAAACCCCCCAAACGCUUUACAGAAUACAAAACUAAAACAAAGGAACUGACGCUUGACAAAUUGGAAAAGAAGCAAACUGAAGCACUCCAAAGAAGACAGAAAUAUGAAGAGGAUACUUUAAGACGAAUAAGAGAAUCACGUGAUGAAUGCAUAAAAAUUGAUCAGAAGCUUUGGCUGCUACAGCAACAGGAUGCCAAAAGACGAGGCUUGCCAGGGAUGGAAUGCAUCAAGCCGAUGUCUCGGCGGGAAGCAGAAAAGGCAAUAAAGUCUGUUGCUCAAGACUUCAAUAAAAUAACAAAGAAAAUUGCAAUAGAAACACAUAUACCAUAAACACAAUACUUUGUGGUAUAUUUUAGCAUUAAAAUACUUUUCAAAACUGUUGACAGAACACAAUUUUUAAAGGGUAUCAGACUACUGAUUUGUUCAAAUUUACAGAAGUUGUGAAGCCCAUGAAUUUAAACUUUUUAUGAUUGCAACUGAUUAUUUGUAGUCCAUUUACAAGUGGCUUUGUUUCAAGUUUCUCAAGAUGUUUAACAAAACACCUAGAGGUUAGUAAUUAACAUUGGCUCAUGAAUGUCAAAUGUUUUGUAAUUGUGACAGUCCAUUAGUAGCAAGUGAUCAUCUAUAUGCAUUUUCCCAGACAGCCAGCACAUAACACAGCCUUUGAUAUACCAGUUGUGAGGUGCUAUUUGGGAUGAUGAAAAACACAAUCGGAGAAUGGGAUUAAAGUCUAGAAUCCAGUCUAACUACUGAGCUAGAUCUCACCCUCGUAGUUUGGAAGCAGAGCAAUGGAGCAGUUAAUAACUGUUAAUGACCGGAGCACAUAAUGUAUGUAGAAAACUGCACACGUUUUAGUUUUUAUAUGGAAUAGCAUUGAACUACCAGCCUUUUGGUAAUGUUCUAAAUGUGGGUACUGUAUUAAUUUCAUAAAGAUGCACACACACACACACUAAAAAAGAAGAAACAAUUUAUAUUGUCAGGAUGAGGUUGGAGGACCACAGGAGGGUUGCUUAUUUAUAUCAUCAACAUUUUUGUCUUGUGUAUAAGCAGGAUGAGGUUGGAGGACCACGGGAUGGUUUCUUAUUUAUAUCAUCAACAUUUUUGUCUUGUGUAUUAGCAGGAUGAGGUUGGAGGACCACGGGAGGGUUGCUUAUUUAUAUCAUCGACGUUUUUGUCUUAUGUAUUAGCAUCACUUUUUUGAAAACUUUGCUAGAGAUUUGUAAAAGCAACCCAUCCAUAAUAUGCAAAAAUGUGCUAGUCAAACGUUUGGUACAAGCUCGACUGUUUAUAAAACUUUUAAAGUUUAACGUCAUCUCCAACAGUGUCUUGAAAGUUUAACAUCAUGACGAUGCAUACAAAUUACGUGCAUGUGACAUGAUUAAAGAUUUGACAGUAGACAAAAGCUUAAUAAUCAGCCCAAAACCUCUAGAUAUAGAUGUAUAUGCAGGGCCGUAGCUAGGAUUUUUAGUUUUGGGGGGG